Molecule: messenger RNA, 1349 nt
Organism: Kogia breviceps (pygmy sperm whale)
Lineage: Eukaryota; Metazoa; Chordata; Mammalia; Artiodactyla; Physeteridae
Gene: FOXF2
Product: forkhead box F2
Biological process (GO): animal organ morphogenesis; regulation of transcription by RNA polymerase II
Cellular component (GO): nucleus
Molecular function (GO): DNA-binding transcription factor activity, RNA polymerase II-specific; RNA polymerase II cis-regulatory region sequence-specific DNA binding
Source: RefSeq, a predicted model, not a curated record
AUGACCUCCGAGGGCGGGCCGCCGCCGGCCCCGCUCCGCCGCGCCCGCAGCCCGGGCCCCGGCGCGCUCCAGGCCGCCCUGAUGAGCCCGCCGCCGCCCGCCGCGGCCGCCGCCGCCGCCGCCCUGGAGGCCGCCUCGUCUUCGUCGUCGUCCGCCGCCUCCUCCGGCGCGGCCGGCGCGGCCCCGAGCGCCUGCAAGAGCGCGGGCGGCGGCGGCGGCGCGGGCGGCGGCGGCGCGGGCGCCAAGAAGGCGAGCUCGGGGCUGCGGCGGCCCGAGAAGCCGCCCUACUCGUACAUCGCGCUCAUCGUCAUGGCCAUCCAGAGCUCGCCCGCCAAGCGCCUGACGCUCAGCGAGAUCUACCAGUUCCUGCAGGCGCGCUUCCCCUUCUUCCGCGGCGCCUACCAGGGCUGGAAGAACUCCGUGCGCCACAACCUCUCGCUCAACGAGUGCUUCAUCAAGCUGCCCAAGGGCCUCGGGCGGCCGGGCAAGGGCCACUACUGGACCAUCGACCCAGCCAGCGAGUUCAUGUUCGAGGAGGGCUCGUUCCGCCGCCGGCCGCGCGGCUUCAGGCGGAAGUGCCAGGCGCUCAAGCCCAUGUACCACCGUGUGGUGAGCGGCCUGGGCUUCGGGGCCUCGCUGCUGCCGCAGGGCUUCGACUUCCAGGCGCCGCCAUCGGCGCCGCUCGGCUGCCACGGGCAGGGCGGCUACGGCGGCCUCGACAUGAUGCCCGCGGGCUACGACGCGGGCGCCGGCGCCCCGGGCCACGCGCACCCGCAUCACCACCACCACCACCACGUCCCGCACAUGUCGCCCAACCCGGGCUCCACCUACAUGGCCAGCUGCCCGGUGCCCGCCGGGCCGGGGGGCGUCGGCGCGGCCGGGGGCGGCGGCGGCGGCGGCGGCGGGGACUACGGCCCGGACAGCAGCAGCAGCCCCGUGCCCUCGUCCCCGGCCGUGGCGAGCGCCAUCGAGUGCCACUCGCCCUACACCAGCCCCGCGGCGCACUGGAGCUCGCCCGGCGCCUCGCCUUACCUCAAGCAGCCGCCCGCCCUGACGCCGGGCGGCACCCCCGCGGCCCCGGCCGGCCUGCACACCAGCAUGUCCACCUACUCGCUGGAGCAGAGCUACCUGCACCAGAACGCCCGCGAGGACCUCCCAGUGGGGCUGCCCCGGUACCAGCACCACUCCACGCCGGUGUGCGACAGGAAAGACUUCGUCCUGAACUUUAACAGCAUCUCCUCCUUCCACCCCUCGGCCAGCGGCCCCUACUACCAUCACCACCACCACCAGAGCGUCUGCCAGGACAUUAAGCCCUGUGUCAUGUGAGCGGAGGGAGGGGCCGCGCCAGG